UUCCUGCAUUAUCAUCCCUACGCGCGCGCACGCGUGUGUGUGUGUGAGAGAGAGAGAGGGACGCAGGCUAAUCUCAAUCUCUCCCUCCCAGACACGUCUCUGUCCACGGGAAACACUCAUGACCGGGCGGAUUUAACCCCGGAGGACACCCGGCGAUCCCCGCAGGCCCGAUCGCAGAUCUCCGCCCCCCCUCUCCCUCCCUCCCCCCACUGGGCUGUUGCCAUGGAGAGCUCAUCAGUAGCAUCAGCGUCGUCAGAGGCGGGAAGCACGCGCUCGCAGGAGAUCGAGGAGCUGGAGCGCUUCAUCGACAGCUACGUGCUGGAGUACCAGGUGCAAGGACUCCUGAGCGACAAAAACGAAACAGACCAGGAUGUGGACAAGACACCGUCCCACACCUCACAGUGGACAGAAGACUGCAGUGAUAAGAUUGACGGGAGCUGGUCGUCCUCACGGGGCAGGGGCUCGUCCAAACCACGUCUCUCUCAGGAUGAGUGGGAGCACAGCAGUAAUGGCAGCACCGGUUCUAGACCCAGUUCUGGUUCUAGAUCGGGCAGCAGAGGACGAAACAACCAGUUCAGUGCCCCAGCAAAGAAUGGAAACAGAGACUGUUCUUUCGAUGUUCUGGGGACGGACAUUUGGGCUGCAAACCUGGACAGUCAUGGAGGUGCUACGUGGGACAUGCAGCCGGAGAAACUGGAUUUGUCACAGUUUCACAGGAGGCCAUACAGAGGGACACCGAAACACCUGCCGCACAUCGACCGAGAGGGGAUGAUAAAGGGCAAAUUUGACGACGAUGAUGGUAUUGACCUGGACAACAUGGAGAAAUUCCUGCCCAGCCUUCCGGUUUUUCCUCCUCUGCCUAAUGAAGCUGAGAUCGCACACACGAAAAAACUGUUUCGUCGCCGCAGGAAUGACCGCCGUCGAUUCGAUCCGCCCCAGGAGCAGCUGACGGUGCUGCUUUCAGCCGAGGGGAAGAGGCAAGUGUCCAGGAGACAACAGCGCCUUCCUGGAGGAGGAGGAGGAGGAGGAGGGGCUCCCCUGAAAUCCCAGAAUCCUCUGCAGCAGCAGCAGGGAUUGCAGCAGCAACAGCAGCCCAAUCAGAUGCAGCAGCCCAACGCAGACCACCAAUCAGGUGCUGGCACUAAGUUUGGGGGGCGGGGUUACCAGGGCCAGCAGAACCUGGGCGGGUGGCAGGGCGGCCCACAUCACGGCUACAGCCAGAACCGGCGCUGGCAUCAACAUCCCAAACACCAGACGAACAGUUUUAUUCAGGGGCCCUCGGGGGCCGAUAGGGGUCUAACACGCAAUACCAAAGAGCCAGAGAUUGUAAAACACGGGGAGCCGGAGCCCCACGUGGAGAAAGGAGCGAAGGAUGAGCCUGCGAAAGAGGAGAGAAAGAAAGGAGACAAAGAGGAGAAGACAGAGAGCGGGAAGAUCUGCUUACUGCAGUCGUCUAAAGAGAGACUGAGGAGGAGAUUGAAAGAGAAGGAGGAUGUUCCCGUGGCGACGGCCGGGCCGCAGAGGAACCGAAUGGACAGACUGUUAGAGAUCCUGAACAGCUUGAGGAACAACAGCAGCGGCGUGGAGAACCAGCUCACCACGUUCAUGGAGGAGGCGCAGAACUCGGCCGAUUCGGAGGAGACGCUGAACCAGAUUGUCCACACUAUUUACCGCAAGGCAGUCAGCGACCGAAGUUUUGCGGCAACGGCAGCCAAACUCUGUGACAAGAUGGCUCUGUUCAUGGUGGAAGGAACCAAAUUCCGCUCUCUGUUACUCAACAUGUUACAGAGGGACUUCACGCGGCGCGAGGAGCUGCAGCAGACGGAUGUGGAGUGCUGGCUGGGCUUCAUCACGUUUCUGUGCGAAGUGUUCGGCACCAUGAGGAGCAGUUCUGGAGAGCCGUUCAGGGUGCUGGUCUGCCCCAUAUACUCCUGUCUGAGAGAGCUGCUGGAGUCUCCGGAGGUGAAGGAGGACGCGGUGCUCUGCUGUUCGAUGGAGCUCCAGAGCACCGGCCGGUUAUUGGAGGAGCAGCUUCCUGAAAUGAUGACGGAGCUGCUGGCGGCCGUGCGGGAUAAGAUGCUGUGUCCGUCUGAGUCUCAGCUGACACGCUCGCUCCUGAUGGAGGUCAUCGAGCUCCACGCUCACCGCUGGAGCCCGCUGGAGGCGCUGACCACCGCCUACUACAACAGAACCAUCCAGAAACUCACCGCGUGACGCACACGCACCGCUGGAGGCCCUGACCACUGCGACCCACAACACAACCAUCCAGAGAUGCAAACCAACCACAGAGGCCACGGACACACUACAACACACACAAGCUUUCUAUAGUAGGAGGAACGAAUCGGACAUGGACGGAUGAGGCAUGAGGCAUUAUGGGAUAUGGGGCUGGGUCAGAGGUCAGAGGGUAAAAUAUGCAGAUUGAAAUUAAUAUGAUUAUGUUCACAUUUCACAUCUGCAUAUUUAUGAGGUGAGCCAGACGUGCAGAAGUGAUACCAGACAGUCAUUAGACGCAUACGUGCAGACGCCAGUCACUGUCUGUCAUGCUUUCAGACCAAACCUCCACAUAAAGACAGAAGAAAAUCAAAAGAAAAAAGAAUAUUUUGCAGUAAAAUGAAGCCUAUUUUUAAUCAGUUUAUUUUUCAUUUGCGAUUAUUUUCACAGCUAUGCACAUUCCACCACCCCACCCCCAAUUUUUUUCUUUACGAUGCAAAAAUACAAUUUAAAUAAUAAAUAAUUAUAUUUUGCAUAAUGAUAAUUUUAAGAAAUCACUUUUAGGUUUUUAGAUUUUUGCAUUAUUUUAUCACAGUUAAGCACAUUUCCACCCCAAAAUCUAUCAUGAUGCAUACAUUAUUUUAUUACUUCAAUUACAAUUAAAUUAAUACUUUAUUAUUUUGCAUGAACAGUGAUAAUUUUCUGAAUGAGAUUAGUUUA
Carassius auratus (goldfish) is the source of this 2931-nucleotide messenger RNA. RefSeq names its product CBP80/20-dependent translation initiation factor-like. The transcript is spliced from 14 exons. The record is from RefSeq and is a predicted model, not a curated record. Bases 223 to 2214 code for a protein of 663 amino acids. Gene Ontology annotation, cellular component: cytosol. Lineage: Eukaryota; Metazoa; Chordata; Actinopteri; Cypriniformes; Cyprinidae. Gene Ontology annotation, biological process: regulation of translational initiation. Gene Ontology annotation, molecular function: RNA binding; translation activator activity; protein binding.